Messenger RNA from Closterium sp. NIES-65, 918 nucleotides. Lineage: Eukaryota; Viridiplantae; Streptophyta; Zygnematophyceae; Desmidiales; Closteriaceae. The record is from the annotation of a GenBank genome assembly.
AUGCUGCGCCGUCCGCAGGUGAUCUCACACGGGGAGGGCGGGGCGCUAGAGGUGCGCAUACCCCAGCGAAGUACUACCAGGACGGCACCUGCGGGUCGCUCCCCUCCCAGCAUCCCCUCCCAGCAAGCCCCUCCCGCGCAUUCCCUUCCAUGCAAGCGCCUCACAUCGGGUCGUGUUGCUUCUCAUCUGAGCUCCUCCCAUCCCCUUCCCCACCUGCUCUCGCUUCCAAACUCUCUUCCCAUUCCCCCCUCUGCCCUCCCCGCGCGACUCUCUUGCAAGCUAGCUUCAGUUCACCGCCCCAUAUCCCCCUUCCCCACUCCCAAUUCCCCCCUUCUCGCCCCCCUGCUCAACCCUCCCUCUCGCCCGACCCCUCCUUAUCCCACUCCACCGUGUGUCCCCUCACGCGACCUGCCCUUGCAGGCUUUAUUCACAGUGCCAGCCGCAUUGCUCCUGCCCUUCACUAUCUGCAUCUUUUUCGUAUUCAUCGUGUCUGCUAUCUUGGCGCAGGGCUGGAUGAGAGGCGCAACUCACACAGAGACCAUUGUCCUGUCACCCGAUUUCUUCACCAUCACCAUCACAUCCCUUGGCGCGGACAAGCACAGGCAGGGCAGCACGCCAUGGGUGCGAGCCAUCAUGGUGCGGGACUUGGACUCCCCACAGCCGCCGCCACUCCCAGUGCACAGCAUCGCUGCACACGGUCCAUUCCCUCCUGCCCCCGCCAUGCAGAGUCCAGAUGCUGCUGCCAGCCCAAGGGUGCGGGCAGGGUUUCAGCCAGAGCUGGUGUGUGCAAUUGUUGACGCGCAACAGGAGUACCAUUUUGGCAAGCUCCUGAAAAACGCAGAGAAGUACUGGGUGGUGGGCGAGCUGUCGCACGACUUGCAUACAAUGCGCAUGCACCCAGUGCAACUUAAUGUUUAG